This is a messenger RNA of Conger conger (European conger), 4532 nucleotides long. RefSeq names its product SEC62 homolog, preprotein translocation factor (gene sec62). The transcript is spliced from 8 exons. Gene Ontology annotation, cellular component: endoplasmic reticulum membrane; endoplasmic reticulum. The coding region runs from base 69 to 1382 and encodes 437 amino acids. The record is from RefSeq and is a predicted model, not a curated record. Lineage: Eukaryota; Metazoa; Chordata; Actinopteri; Anguilliformes; Congridae. Gene Ontology annotation, biological process: post-translational protein targeting to membrane, translocation.
GUUCUUUUUUCUCGCGAUAGUAUCUUUGCCGUCGUGACCACGUCACACAGAUACUGGAUCUGAGGAACAUGGCGGAGCGCAGGAGGCAUAAGAAACGAAUUCAGGAGGUCGGAGAACCCACCAAGGAGGAGAAGGCAGUGGCCAAGUACCUGCGCUUCAACUGCCCAACCAAGUCCACCAAUAUGAUGGGACAUCGAGUGGAUUACUUUGUGGCAUCUAAAGCAGUGGACAGUCUUCUGGACUCCAAGUGGGCCAAAGCAAAGAAAGGGGAAGAGGCUUUGUUCACUACCAGGGAGUCAGUGGUUGACUACUGCAAUAGACUUCUAAAGAAACAGUUCUUCCACCGAGCGCUGAAAGUGAUGAAGAAGAAACCGGAGAAGGAUACCAAGAAGGAAAAGGAGAAAGAAAAAGCUAAAAGUGACAGCGCAAAAGAGGAGGAUAAGAAGGGCAAGAAGGACAAGGAUAAGGAUAAGAAGAAGGAUGCAGAAGCCAUUGACGCAAAAAAGGAAAAGAGUGACGACAGUCCGGGGACGCCCAAGAAGAAAAAGGAUGUGAAGAAGAAGUUCAAGCUGGAGCCGCAUGAUGAUCAGCUGUUCCUGGAUGGGAACGAGGUGUACGUUUGGAUAUAUGACCCAGUACAUUUUAAGACCUUUGCCAUGGGACUGAUAUUAGUGAUCGCGGUGAUCGCGGCCACCCUGUUCCCCCUCUGGCCUGCGGAGAUGCGAGUGGGCGUGUACUACCUGAGUGUGGCAGCUGGAUGCUUCGUCGCUAGCAUACUCCUCCUCGCAGUUGCUCGAUGCAUCUUAUUCCUCAUCAUCUGGGUGGUGACCGGUGGGCGUCACCACUUCUGGUUCCUGCCAAACCUGACGGCGGAUGUGGGCUUCAUCGACUCCUUCCGACCGCUCUACACCCACGAGUACAAGGGCCCGCGGGCCGACGCCAAAAAGGCCAUCGGUGAGAAAGCCAAGCCCGACGCCACCGCCAAGGCGCAGAAAUCCGACAGCGAGGAGAGGUCAGACAGCGAGAAGAAGGAGGACGACGGGGAGGAGGAGGAAGAAGAGGAGGAGGCGAAGGCUGAGGAGGAGGAGGAGGAGGAAGAGGCAGCGACGGCGGCGGCGGCGGCGGCCGAGGGCCCGGACGGGGAGAGGCAAUCUGACUCGGACAGCGACCGCAGAGAGGAUGAGGGGUCACAGCAUAGCAACGGCAACGACUUCGAGAUGAUCACCAGAGAGGAGCUCGAGCAGCACACGGAGGAGGAGGAGGAGGAGGAGGAAGAUGAGGAGGAGGAAGAAGCGGAAGAAGGGGACAGGGAGGAAGGGGAGGGAGAGUGUGAGGAAGAGGAAGAAGACAGUGGAACUAAGCCUGCGCCCAUUAAAACAUAAAAACAAACAUCUAAUGAUAAACUUACGUGGUCCUAAAGGACUGCUACUUCAAGCACUCAGAUUAAAGGGCCACUCAUUUUCGUGCUGGUUGAGAUCUUCCACAAAGAAUACUGAUCAUUCUCCAGGUAGUUUCAACUGAGGACAAAAAAAACAACAACAGCUAUGUCAAAGAAAAAGCCUUACUGUGGUUCUGAUUUUCUCACCUGUUUAAAAAAAAAAAAAAAGAAAAAAGAAAAAAAGAAGAAAGAAAAAACAGACAGUUGUGCUUGUGUAAAGAAUUUAUCCCCCAAGGCUAAUCUCAAUCAUCCGCCCUCCUUCCUUAAACUUAGAUUUUUGGGUUGAUUAAAUGGUUCCCAUUUUACGAAUCUGUUAACCCACUAUAACAAGCCGGUUUUCAAAUCAAAGAUGAUUUGUUGAAAAAGAAAAUGUUCAUCAGUGCUACAAAGUAGUAACGUGUACGCAUGUUUUUUCCUCGGAAGUACUAGUAUGUCCUCGGUGUGUGAGCCACUGUUGUCGUUUUAAUUAAUAAAAGAAGCAGUGUGGCUACUCGGCUGCUGUCCUAGAGGGGCACAGCCCUGCCGAUUUUUCAGCUCGUCACACUGCGGAAACUCUGAUUUGGGAGAUCGGAAUUGUUUUCGGGCUGGGGGGAGGUGGGUUGGAGUUUUUGGGUGGUGAGGGACACUGUGGCCAUCCAGGACCAAGCCUGGGUAGCUCUGGGAAAUGCUGCAUAAUUUUUCCAUGCCAUUGUACUAUAAAGAUAAGGUUUUUGUGGGGGGAAAAAGGCGGAGUGGGGGUAAUAUUACAACAAGGCUAGAAAAAGGCAAAUCAGAAUCCAGGACUGCAGUCACAACUGCAUCCUGGACUGCAAAGUACUCAUAUGUUUGGACCAAAGCCUUUAUGACACUCAAGGUAUGCUUUUAUAAGAACAAGGAUUCUUAUUAAGGAACUUUGUCCCCAUCUGUCCUCCUAGCUAUCUGGAAUCAAGCAGCUGAGCACCGCUGUGUGCGGUUUAUUCCACGUUUGUGUAACGUUGCCGUACGCCGCCUCGUAGACCGUUUCAAUAUUUGUGUGCUUUAAUGUGGCAUAUUUUUCCGUACCGUCUGAAAACUGCAGGUGGAAUUUUCACACGUAUGUGACUAGCAGAGGUGUGUAACCACCUUGUACACACCUUUGGUUGGGCCUGCUGCUUCCAAGAGUGCUUUGAAGAAGCUUAUCGCAGUACAGAUAACCCCAUGUCACUACACUCUAAAACGAUGCAUUCCACAGUCCUGUUGGCGGUAUAGUGAGGUUAAAUGGAUACUACUGCACAGUAGGUGGAUGGUAAUGGCCGUUGAUAAUGGUAUCCGCUCAUUCAAGAGCAAAAACGACUGAGUCUAAAGUCAAAAUGAAGUUUACCUUUGCAGAUGACAAUGAUGGUAAAAAAGCAACAUUUACAAAAUGAAUUAUGAAUGGAAUAUGGCUAUUCAAAUAAGUGCCAAACAGCAAGUUAAUAAAACAUUUUUCUAUAGGACCUUUUAUCAAAUGAGAGCUAGGAAUUUACUAAACUUUUUAAAUUACUAAGUUAAAAAAUGUGGGUUGUCGUUUCUCACCUGCAUCUUCUUGAACCCAAGCUGGACACCCAAGCAACCAGUGUCAUACCUUGUCAAUCAAGGCAACAAGCCUGGUUUAAUUAAUCUGCAUUUAAUAUUCCAGAGUUCCAUGGCUUGUAUUGAGCCCCUGAGUCAGUUCUACAGCUUGGUGUGCUGAUGUGAUUCUCAAAGUUCCACCUCGAGUAAUUGACUGGUUGUGUGGCCUGAUUGGCCGUUCUUGUCAGUUGUAAUGCGUCUUUAUUAACUUGCUGGUGAUUAAACCUUUUGAAACCCAGAGGAUUGGGGGUCCAGUGUAAGUUGUACUAUGUUUGAAUAUUCUCGUAGUAUAUUUUAGGUUUUCUGUCACCAUACUGUGUGUGUGUGUGUGUGUGUGUGUGUGUGUUUUUCUUCUUUUUUUUUACAUAAAUGACCUGUAAAUUUUUUUCCAUGGAUGUAGCAAAGAUAGUCCAUAAUCAUAUUCAGAAAUCAAUACUUAUGUUGAGCUCACUGCCCAGUGUGUGACAGUCUUGCUUUACCAAUAAGCUUACUGUAGGAAGAACAUCACCCCUUGCAACUGUAAAUGUACAAUUGGAUGUAAUACUCCUAUAGAUAUGUUAAGCUUUCACUUCUGUCUGUUAAUCCACUUAAAUGCAUGUAACUAUUUAGUUGGCAAAGUAGCAAUUCAAGAUUCUGCCCACAGGGUACUGUUAUCCAGAAAAAAACAAGAAAAUAUGAAGUAAUCCCCCCCAUCUCUGUGUUAAGUGUUUUUUUGUUUUGUUUUUUUUGUACAACAAAAAUUACAUUUGCAGAUAGACCGAUAUAUAGGAGUGAAAUAUAGGAGUCUUGAAUUUAAUAAUCUCCUUACGCCCCAGUGCCCCACUAUACCACAAUCACUGCGAAGGACUCCAGUGUCUAAAGUUGUCUCCUAAUUUUUCAGAAACCCAGAUAAGUAUGUUGUUGCUGUUGAGGACCAUGCAGUUUCGUAGUUACAAAGGCACAGAUAGCUGUUUUCUAGACUGAGCAUUGCUUCUCUUUAUGAAAUGCAUUUUCUGUGUCACUGUGUUUCUCUUCUGUUACUCUCUCUGAGAGAAUGAUCUGCCAGUGUGCCAGUCUCCGUAUUGUAUAUGUUGGCCGAAUAAUUUCUUAUUGUAGAAAUCUGAAAUUGAGUGUAGUUCAGCAUCAGUACGUUGUAUUGUAGCUUUAUUAUACACUGUGUAUGUAUGUAUACAUAUAUAUAUAUUAUAUACAUGCAUAUGCAUAGGAUGUCUGUAUACAAUAUACACUGUCUAUACAGUAUAUAUACUGUAUACAGUUAUAGUGUAUAUGUGUUAUAUAUAUUCAUAUAUAUACACACACAUGCACACAAAUAUAUGCGUACAGCUUUUGUUUUUUGUUUUUUAAAAAGGAAGACCCCUUAACCUUUGUCCAGUCAAAACUUCUUCAACCACUUAGUUGUCCAUAUUUGGAUUGAUAUCAUUUGAAGAUGGUCUUUGCAGUUACUGGAAUAUAAUUUAUAUAAUUGUCUAUCUUAAAAUAUAUCUGUAUUCUUUCAUUGCAAUAAAGAUAUAGAAAGCAAAUACAA